AUGGGUCAAGGAUUAAGUUUGGGAACAAAUGAAGUAUCGGAUGAUGUAAAGAAUAACUAUGUUGAGCUGUUCUCUAAGGAUGAGAUCAUUGAAAUGUUUCAAUCGAGGUGUUAUUCGUUGCUUCGGCCCUUAGAGUUGAACUCAAUGGCAACUAAAUUGAAUACCACAAGCUUGAGAGAAAAAGUCAUAUUGACUAAUGGAGAUGUGUCAUAUCUUUUCGGAUUAUCAAACGACGCUCUACAGAGUACCCAUUCUAGUAAUCACUCGUUGUCCAGAGCACUUGAUUUACUUUUUCAGUCAUUCAGGGUUGUGGGUCAAUUCCCAUUUCUCCAAGAUUAUUUUCGAAAUGAAACACUGGGAUUGACAAUCCCUGAUCUCGUUGUGUGUUCUGCAUUCCAUAGCGGUCGUUAUACGAGACUCAUUUCGCACUUUGACUAUCUUGAGUUGUUAUUUAUUGCAUUCGCUCUUCCGGGGAUAGCAAAGUCAGAGGCAGGGAAUGAGAAAGGAGUGACAUCUGAUCCAAAGUCAAAGAAUUUGUAUCUUAGUGAAGAAAUUGUUUCGAAAGAUGAUGAUCCAUACACCAUAAAAGUCUCUAGGUCAUUAGAGAAUGAAGAUAAUAUGGAUAAGAGAGCAAAGUUCGUCAAAUGGGACACUUUUGAUAGAAUCCGCAGUUUUGAUAACAUUGAUGUUGAGCUUUUAAACUUGAAUGCGGCUGAUUUACACUGUCUAAUAACGUUGUUUUUGAUAAUCACUUCGAUUUCAGGUAGAGAUUUUGCAAUCCAAAAUGUUUCAAUUCUAGAUUUCAGUAAUAAAUGGGAAGAAUUUGAGGUGCUUAGCCUCAGCUUAAUAAGAUACAUCAAUAUUAAUAUUACCAGCAAAACUAUACAUACCUUUGAAAUCAACUUUGAAGAGUUCAAAGAGGGUGUGACGAAGGGCUUUCCAAAUCUAUUUAAUAGAGGCUUGAUGAUGUUAUUUAAACAAGGCAUCUUUUCACCCAUGCCGAAAUCGCUUCAUUCAGGUCAGCUGCAAGGUAUGCCAGAUUUACCAAAAGGUUCAAAAAGGGUAACGUUAAAAGAGACAAAGCUAGUGAAUGAGGCAACUAUAAGCUAUAUUUCACUCGUAUUAAAUACCUUGAAAUCAAACGUCGUAGUAUCUGAUCAGAAUAUGAUUCAAUUAUAUAUUGAUUCUUAUUCUGGAUUUUCUAUAAGAUCGCUAGAGCUGAAGAUCUUCAAAUGGCAAGCACCCACUAUCUUUUUCGUCUCAGGUAAAAGACUAAAAAAUAAAACGAUCCAUUCAAAUAAAAGGUAUCAAAAGUUUGAUUCUGAAUAUCCACGUUUCUUCUUAUCUCUGGAAAAUUCAAGGAAAGAUUGGCAACAUGAUAAUGAAAGAAUAACAUAUGCGGUGUUGGUAACUCAACCGUGGAGAAAUUCUAACAAAAGAAACUUUGGAGAUGAAGGCACAGUGAUAAUUCAACUUCUGCCUAGAUUGGAUUUCUAUAAGAGCGUUCAUAAUCCAGUCCUUAAAGGGGAACUGAUAUAUUUUAACAAUCUAGGUUGUGGUGUUGGCUUUGGUAAUAAUCAACCUAUUAAUAAAAACACUGUACGGAAAUACGUCCCAGGGGAUGUCUCUUUAACUAUAGAAGCCAAUUUAGAAUUUGCUAUCUUUAGGCAUUUAUCAACUUUGACAUCUCGAACAACUUCAUAUUUUCAGAAAACUCAACAGCAUCAAAUCAUUCAUGAAGAUUAUGAAGACAGAUUCAUGAUCACCGACUUAGAGGUAUGGGGAGUAGGUUCAACAAAGGAGUUAGAUGAGCAAAAGAAGCAAUGGGAAUGGGAGGAAAAACAGGCAGAAGCACGAAGAGGAAUCAAUCUUAAAAAUUUGGGAGAAGAAAGGGCAUUUUUGGAAAUGGUGGGCUUAGUUGGUAAUCAUAAUUCUAGUGGAGGCUCGAUUUGA
Molecule: messenger RNA, 1953 nt
Organism: Priceomyces carsonii
Lineage: Eukaryota; Fungi; Ascomycota; Pichiomycetes; Serinales; Debaryomycetaceae
Product: TLD domain-containing protein
Exons: 1
Coding region: 1-1953 (650 amino acids)
Source: RefSeq, a predicted model, not a curated record